Molecule: messenger RNA, 486 nt
Organism: Fomitiporia mediterranea MF3/22
Lineage: Eukaryota; Fungi; Basidiomycota; Agaricomycetes; Hymenochaetales; Hymenochaetaceae
Exons: 5
Coding region: 61-381 (106 amino acids)
Source: RefSeq, a predicted model, not a curated record
CUGUCUCACAAGCGACUCUCUAUCAAGCUCAGUGAACCAUAACGCUACCUAGUGCUUAAGAUGUCCAGUACUCCAGACGUAUUUCCGGGUAAAGUGAUCCUGGUUGCGCAUUUACACUCCCAGCCAGGCAAGGGAGACGACCUCCAGCGUUAUCUGACAGCAAUUCACAAGUUCGCCAACUCUGACCGCGAGCCUGGGUGCCUCACGUUCCGCACGGCCAGGUCGGGUGAUACAUUCGUUGUCUUUGAAGAAUACACUGACAAGAAUGCUGUGUCCAAACACUUUGAGAGCGACCAGUUUAAAGCCCUAGCAGGAGCCAUUCCUGAAAUUGCACUCGGACCGCCAACGCUGACUUAUUUCGAAGAGUUCAAGAGCCAGUGAGCAACGCCAUAUUAAAAAUAUCAGACGAAGGAACAAUUUAAAAUAAAGGAACAAUAUGUAACAUUGUGUAUUAUUCCGUGGAAUCUGUGAAUAUGAGAGAUAUUG